Messenger RNA from Hydatigera taeniaeformis, 780 nucleotides. The record is from the annotation of a GenBank genome assembly. Lineage: Eukaryota; Metazoa; Platyhelminthes; Cestoda; Cyclophyllidea; Taeniidae.
AUCACGGACGACGACACCGAGCCACCGACGCCCUUUUACCAGACCAUUGUGGGACCUCGCUUCAUUCGACUCAAGUGGGAGCCACAAAUUCUGCAUGAACUCUCCAACCCAGAUGUGUUUAUUAUCACCUACCCUUUUAAUCACACUGACUCCCCGAGGGGCAAAGUUGGGAUACUCAAUGACGGAGAAAUCACUCUUGACGAUCUGACACCCAACUCAGCAUACAAAGUGGCUGUGAUGGUGGGACAAAAUGGACAGCCAUUUAUGUAUUUCACCAUGCCCAUUGUAACCACGAGUACAGCAGAUCAACUUGCACUUACAGACCAAGAGGAAGAAGGGUCGAGCACCGAGGAAGAGCAACACACGAAGCCCUUCUAUCAGAUCAGUGCGUCAGCUCAAACAAUUGACUUCACGUGGAAUCCGGCCAGCUUGCGUAAUAUGGCAGAUGCAGAAAUCACAAUCACCUCAAACCCAACCACUGACUCCAAAUCGGCAGUAACCAAAUCCGCACUCAUCGGCGAUGGGAGAAUCACUCUUGACGGACUAACACCCAGCACCGUCUAUGCAGUGACUGUUAAGGUGGUGCAAAGGGGAGAGACAGUGUCUACGUUCAGCGAAAUCAUUCCAACACAGAGCUUUGCUGUCGUCGUAACUCAUGCUGUGAAAUAUCUUAUUUGGGCAGAUGAGGACGAGGCAACCAGUGGAUCCGCUGCGACUUCUGUAAUCACUGGACUGGCAAUCUCUAGUCUCGUCGCACUCCUUACAUUAAUGUCCUCUUAA